AUGCUAAGGUCGUUCUCGAAAUUGUUCACGUCUGCUGAGUAUGCCGUUCGUGCAGGCAUUGCUCUGAGCGGCGCAUCUUACGCUGUGCACCAGUACGAGACAACUCGUGGCGUUGAUCUUGUGUAUGGGCGUACUGGUGAUGCAGUUUCCGGAUCGGGCGCAUGCGUGGCAAGAGUGCAACAAGCGAAUGGGGAUUGCAUUUACGCUGCAGUUUCGUAUGACUUUCCGUCACUCUCCGCCAACGCAGUGCCAGAACUCGUGGAAUUGGCUCAUUUGCAUUUGAACGCCACAAACGCUACCGUGUCUGCUUCUGCAGACAUUGGCAGUGCAUGA
Messenger RNA from Chondrus crispus (carragheen), 333 nucleotides. RefSeq lists its product as hypothetical. The record is from RefSeq and is a predicted model, not a curated record. The coding region runs from base 1 to 333 and encodes 110 amino acids. NCBI's taxonomy places the organism in Eukaryota, Rhodophyta, Florideophyceae, Gigartinales, Gigartinaceae. The transcript has a single exon.